AUGACAGCGGAUGAUAAAAUCGUCAAUAAGUCAGAAGAUUACUUCUUGUGUAACGAGGACAACCGGCCAUUAUAUCGUCAGAUUAUUGGGAAUAGGACCCUUUCUUCACAGCCUGUCGUUGAUUAUGAUGACGCUGAAUUGACAGCUGUUGCAGUGUCAGUUUUAGACGAUACAAUAUUUGCAGCCUUUGGCACAGCAAAAGGAGAAAUUUUGAAGGCAGUUAUAUAUCCAACAUAUUCAGCUGUUAAAUUAAAGGAACCUAGAAUACAUAAUUUUGGCCGAGAUAUUCUACAUGACAUGUAUACUUCACCGGAUGACAAACACCUAUUUGUGCUUACAAGGAAACAGGUAUAGACACACUAUUCUGGCUACAAACCUGAUCAGCCUAUGUAUUACGUUUUCUACUGCAUGGGGAUGUAUUCUCUACAUAUAAAUAUGUAUCAGUCACUAACAUAUAUCACUGCAAAUAAUGCAGUCUAAAGCACAAUCUGUUUUUUCCAUACGUUUCAGGAUAUAUCGUCUGUGAUUUGACUUCGAGUUUACAAUUUCAUUUUAUGUGCUUUACGCUGGAAUGAAGUGGAAUAAUACAUAACUGUAAUCUCUAAUCAUGGC
Messenger RNA from Mercenaria mercenaria, 612 nucleotides. RefSeq lists its product as uncharacterized. The coding region runs from base 1 to 354 and encodes 117 amino acids. Gene Ontology annotation, molecular function: protein binding. NCBI's taxonomy places the organism in Eukaryota, Metazoa, Mollusca, Bivalvia, Venerida, Veneridae. The transcript has 3 exons. The record is from RefSeq and is a predicted model, not a curated record.